AUGGCAUCAGACCGCAUCAUCUCAGCUCUGGAACACUUGAUCGCCCACAUUGUUCCUACCGACCCGGAUGAAGACCCAGACGCUGCUCAGGAAAGGCACGACGCUUGCUUGGAAUAUGUCAAGUCCGUCAUAGACAAUCCCCCACGCCCCUCCAUUUCGUCCGACGUCAACCAUGCCUCGGACCUGAUCAAGCGAAGGCUCAUAAAGACCAAUCCCAGUCAGGCACUCAAGUUCUCCAACCUUUACUCCAGGCUGCUGUCACUUCCUGUGCUGGAGCACAAAUGGGCCAUUCUGUAUCUUCUCCAUCAGCUGGCUGACUCGCCUGACCCCAACGAACCUCUACCACUUACUCCCGUCAGGCCGUCGGCGCCCAAUUACCGCGAGGCCACCAGCAGGGACGCCAUCGGCAGGGACGCCAUCAAGAGGCAUGGCGGAGACGGCGGCAAAGCACCGACUCCGGUGCUGAGGAAUGAGGAGGAGCAGUUUGGAACCGCUUUCCAGCCAGAAGGGCUGAGGGCAGCCUCUGGUUCCCACCGAGAAAGCGGGGACAGAGGGCAGCAGCCUAGACGAGACGUUUCGCUGAAAUCGACUCUGCUUGCUAGUCACUAUGCCCAAGUCGAUCCUCCAGAGACAGACAUCCUCCGAGACCUCCCAUUCACGUUGCAGGGGCUGUCCUCUACCACGCUUCCGUUUCUAAAACCCGACACGUUGCAACUGCCGCCCACGCUCCCGCUUCCUCUUCUAUCCAUACUUCACACGUUAGCCGAGCCGGCCCUUCUUUAUCGCAGGCUGGACGAGUUUUGCAAAACCCCCGCAGAGGGGCUGCUGGGGCAGAGCCUGCGUUCCGCCAUUGGGAGCGAGCUGCGGUCCUAUCUCAGCCUGAUUGCGGCGCUGGAGGGCCAGAUUCGGCGAGCUCUUUCGUCGCUCGACGAGAGCGCGCCGCGCGGAGGCAUCGGAAAGGCAGGCGUCACGUUGAAGCGAUGCGUUGUGUGGACCCGGGAAGCCACGAUGGGCUUGCGGCUGAUGAGCCUGAUGGCCGAAGAAUCUCGGGACAAGACGGGCGGCAAGCUCAUUUCGCUCAUCCACAGUUUCUCCUCGUCGCACGGCGACCCCGUCGUCGCGGCCUUCGCAGAGCGCCUCCUCGGCAGCUUCACCAGGCCGUUUUACGACAUUCUGCGUCGUUGGAUAUACGACGGAGAGCUUUCCGACCCGUACAAGGAGUUUUUCGUCCGAGAGCAGGGACAGGGCGCGAAACGCGUCGACGCUUCCAAGUCGAAAGUCGUGGGCAACGUGUGGACGGACAAGUACGAGAUUGACGAGGUGAUUCCCAGCAUCGUCACGCAGGAUUUCGCGCAAAAGGUGUUCUUGAUCGGAAAGUCGCUCAACUUUAUCCGGCACAGCUGCGGGGACUCGCCAUGGGUCGAGAAGUACUCCAAGGCCGCGUCGAAGCAGCUCGGCUACGGGGACACGGCGACGCUCGAGGCCUGGAUAGACGAGGCGUACAAGACGACGAUGAAGCGGCUGAUGGAUCUCAUGUCGCGCAAGUUCCACCUGUUUGAGCACCUGAGAGCCCUCAAGGACUACAUCCUCCUCGGACAGGGCGACUUCAUCGCCCUGCUGAUGGAGUCUCUGGCGGCCAACCUGGACCGGCCGGCGGGCGCGCAGUACCGCCACACCCUGACGGCGCAGCUGGAGCACGCCAUCCGGGGGUCCAACGCGCAGUUCGACUCGCCCGAGGUGCUGCGCCGGCUGGACGCGAGGAUGCUGCAGCUGUCGCACGGCGACAUCGGGUGGGACUGCUUCACGCUCGAGUACAAGAUCGACGCGCCGGUCGACGUGGUGGUGACGGAAUGGGGGAACAGGCAGUACCUCAAGGUGUUUAACUUUUUGUGGAGGAUCAAGCGGGUCGAGUUUGCGCUGCUCAGCACGUGGCGGAAGUGCAUGACGGGCUCCCGCGGCGUGCUGCAAAACUCGGACGCCGUCGUGGAGCAGACGUGGAAGACGACGCGGGGGUUCCUGGCCGAGAUGAUUCACUUUGUGGGCCAGCUGCAGUACUACAUACUCUUCGAGGUGGUGGAGUCGUCGUGGGACGAGCUGCAGAAGCGCAUCCAAAAGGAGGACUGCACGCUGGACGACCUGAUCCGGGCGCACGAGCGAUACCUCGACGACAUCACGCACAAGGGCCUGCUGGGCGCCAAGCGCCGACACGACGGCUCGGAAGACGACGAGCGCGCGUCGGCGUCGGCGUCGGCGUCGUACCUGGCCCAGCUGAGCGACAUGCUGCGCUUCAUGCUCAACUACCGCGACUGCGUGGACGGCCUGUACAGCUGGAGCGUGUCGGACUUUACGCGCCGGCAGGAAGCCGACGUGCGGACGUCGACCAAGCACGAUCUGGACGAGCACCCGCUCGGCGGCGGCGGCGGCGGCGGCGGCGUGUCAUCCGAGUUUCCCGUUUUGCGGGACCGGCUCCAGCAGCUGGGCACGUCGUUCAGGGGGCGGGUGCAGAUCCUGCUGGGCGACCUGGCGUACCAGCCCGACGUGAACCUGCGAUUCUUGGGAGUGGCCAUGAACUUUAACGACGUGUAUCAGCCGGCGAGGCGCAAGACACGGCCGGCGACCACGACCAAGGGGUAG
Molecule: messenger RNA, 2634 nt
Organism: Ustilaginoidea virens
Lineage: Eukaryota; Fungi; Ascomycota; Sordariomycetes; Hypocreales; Clavicipitaceae
Exons: 2
Coding region: 1-2634 (877 amino acids)
Biological process (GO): mitotic cell cycle; microtubule nucleation; spindle assembly
Cellular component (GO): mitotic spindle pole body; centrosome; spindle pole
Molecular function (GO): gamma-tubulin binding; microtubule minus-end binding
Source: RefSeq, a predicted model, not a curated record